CGCAGACGUAAGGACAGAGGACUUCUGUCGGACCCAGGUGAGAAAGGCCCACCUGAGUCUUGGGUCUUGGUUCUCUCGAGGGUCUCCCCGGGUUCUUUGGGGCCAGAGGAAUCUUGAAACCAUGUAUCACCCACAUAUGCUUUGAGAUAUUCUUUAGAUUUCUUCCUGGAAGCCCUACAACUACCCUAAAAUUGAAUGUAUUGUAGAACAGACGUAUGGCCAAUGGUGGCAGAGUCUACAUAGAACUAUGCUUCGUGGUGUUCUGGGAAAAACCUUCCGACUUGUUGGCUAUACUAUUCAGUAUGGCUGUAUAGCCCAUUGUGCUUUUGAAUACGUUGGUGGUGUUGUAAUGUGUUCUGGACCAUCAAUGGAACCAACAAUUCAAAAUUCGGAUAUUGUCUUUGCAGAAAAUGUUAGCCGACAUUUUUAUGGUAUCCAAAGAGGUGACAUUGUGAUUGCAAAAAGCCCGAGUGAUCCAAAAUCAAAUAUUUGUAAAAGAGUAAUUGGUUUGGAAGGAGACAAAAUCCUCACCACUAGUCCAUCAGAUUUCUUUAAAAGCCAUAUUUAUGUGCCAACAGGUCAUGUUUGGUUAGAAGGUGAUAAUUUACAGAAUUCUACAGAUUCCAGGUAUUAUGGACCUAUUCCAUAUGGACUAAUAAGAGGACGAAUCUUCUUUAAGAUCUGGCCUCUGAGUGAUUUUGGAUUUCUACGAGACAGCCCAAAUGGCCACAGAUUUUCUGAUAAUUAGCAAGCAUUUAUUCUUUUGACUUGAUUAUUGUUUCCUGUUCAAGUGAAUUUAUUACUGCAGUUGAAACCAUGUACUUAACCAAUAAACUAUUUGCUGUUCA
Marmota monax (woodchuck) is the source of this 848-nucleotide messenger RNA. RefSeq names its product inner mitochondrial membrane peptidase subunit 1 (gene Immp1l). The record is from RefSeq and is a predicted model, not a curated record. Lineage: Eukaryota; Metazoa; Chordata; Mammalia; Rodentia; Sciuridae. Bases 248 to 748 code for a protein of 166 amino acids. Gene Ontology annotation, cellular component: membrane; mitochondrial inner membrane peptidase complex. The transcript is spliced from 7 exons. Gene Ontology annotation, molecular function: serine-type endopeptidase activity.